This is a messenger RNA of Microdochium trichocladiopsis, 1636 nucleotides long. RefSeq names its product short-chain dehydrogenase. The coding region runs from base 478 to 1419 and encodes 313 amino acids. NCBI's taxonomy places the organism in Eukaryota, Fungi, Ascomycota, Sordariomycetes, Xylariales, Microdochiaceae. The transcript has 4 exons. The record is from RefSeq and is a predicted model, not a curated record.
CGCCUAACUCCACUGUCGCUAUCUCCGGCACAUACAUCAGCCCUACCUGGGGUACCGUUACCUAAGCGGCACCUCCGAGCGUCAUGCUGCCGGCAUACGUGAGCUCUGGGGGCUGAGCCCAACCCGCCUGCAUGGAACUUCCGAUGAAUCACUAUCAAUAGAUUUAGACUCAUGGAGCUGCAUGUAAGACCCGGGCCUCAAGCUUCACGUCAACUAUCUCCGGUCAGUGUCCAGCCACCAAGACACGCCCCCGCGCUGCAGGUGAAAGAAUUAUAAGAGGACACGGGACAUGUUCCAAGGCCAGCUUGUCCUAGGCAUCAACGUAACGCAUCACGAUAACGCAUCAUUACUCAACAUAACCCAUAACCAUCACCACCCAACAUCACUCUCUGCCGGCAAGGACUCACUCCACUGCUCCCCCACUCACCCUUUCCAUCGCCUUGUCGACCCAUCUUCAAGCCCAAUACAUAUUCCAAAAUGCGCAAGACAACCGUCAUCCCUGCCCACCCCACCCUCACCGAGAAGAACCUGCCCGACCAGUCUGGCAAGGUCUUCCUCGUGACCGGCGGCAACUCUGGCGUUGGCAAGGCCCUCUGCGGUAUCCUCUAUUCGCACAACGCCAAGAUUUACAUUGCCACGCGCUCCCGCCAGCGCGCCGAGGAGGCCAUUGCGGAGAUCCGCGCCGCCUACCCGUCCUCCCGCGGCCAGCUCAUCUUCCUGUCCCUGCAGCUCGACGACCUGACCACCAUUGCCGCCACGGCGCGCGAGUUUCUCAGCCUCGAGAGCCGGCUCGACGUGCUGUGGGCCAAUGCCGGCGUCAUGCAGCCGCCCCAGGGGAGCCAGUCGAAGCAGGGGUAUGAGCUGCAGCUCGGCACCAACGUGCUGGGUCACUUCCUGCUGACGGAGCUGCUCAAGCCCGUGCUGGUGCGUACCGCGCAGACCCCCGGGGUGCCGCUCGGGUCCGUGAGGGUCGUCAUUGUCGCUAGCGCCGCCGCGGACGAGGCGCCUAAGCCGGCAAUCCAGUUCGACAACAUGGACUACCACCGGCCCGAGCCCGUCGAAACCCAGUACCGCCGCAGCAAGGCCGGCCAGACGCUGCAUGCCCUCGAAGCGGCGCGGAGGUGGGAGAAGGAUGGAGUGCUUGUCGUGGCAAUGCACCCGGGGUUCUUGGUCACCAACUUGCAGCAAAACUUUACGCCCUUCAUGGGCGCAUUCUUUAAAUGUAUCGCCUCCGAUGCCAUCAAGGGCGCGUACACCGAGCUCUUUGCCGGGCUAGACAAGUCAAUCACAAUGCAGCACAAGGGCUGUUGGAUCGCCCCGUAUGGCAAGAUCGAAGCGGCGCGCAAGGACCUCCAGGACCCAGAGCUCGCCCACCAGUACUGGGCGUGGAUGGAGGAACAGGUUCAGCCGUACCGAUGAAUGUGCUGCUUUGUUGUGCCAAAUUUGUUGCUAGUCUGACAGGUCGGGGCAAGGUGGUGUGGUAUGAGUCAUUGUCCCGCGUUGUUUGUGCAGUUUCCCGGACCGAACCUUGUACUGGUAGUAUCAGGACGUGUAAUAGAAAGAUUUUUUCAAGAUUGAACUUUAGGCAGCCAUGAAAACUUUUGAUUAGACCCAGCGACGGCAUAUCUUGGUAGUG